This is a messenger RNA of Xyrauchen texanus (razorback sucker), 3382 nucleotides long. RefSeq names its product epidermal growth factor receptor kinase substrate 8-like protein 2. Gene Ontology annotation, biological process: Rho protein signal transduction; regulation of Rho protein signal transduction; positive regulation of ruffle assembly. Gene Ontology annotation, molecular function: actin binding. The transcript has 21 exons. The record is from RefSeq and is a predicted model, not a curated record. The coding region runs from base 283 to 2316 and encodes 677 amino acids. Lineage: Eukaryota; Metazoa; Chordata; Actinopteri; Cypriniformes; Catostomidae. Gene Ontology annotation, cellular component: vesicle; plasma membrane; ruffle membrane.
CGCGCUGCAGGUAAAGUUACGCACGCCACUCACCUGUCGCUCGAGCGCACCUGUUGCACCGUUCUACUGUUUUUCUUCAUAAAAACACUUUUAAACAGGGUUUUACGUUUUUGUUUGUUCCAACAAGGUCUUCCUCGUCGUCUUGGCCGUCUUUGGAACAAACUUCUGAGAUUGAGACUUGAUGAGUUUUCCACAGGAGUUUUUGGAUCACUAGAAAUCAUCGGCGGACUGAGGAACGGUGGAUUAUAGUUUCUCUCAGCUGAGGGGUGGAUGUCGUAGAACAUGAGUGCUUUGGGAACCCCAACGAUACCGAGCAAUGGGGUGGCCAGAUCGGACAGCAAGAUCAGUGCCAAGGCCCUGUUCGAACAACGAAAGAAGUAUUCAAACUCAAACGUCAUCAUGCAGGAGACGUCACAGUACCAUGUGCAACAUCUCUCCACAUUCAUCAUGGAUAAGACCGAGUCCAUUGCGACGGUGGAGGAUGCCAUUAAGAAACUAAUCCUGCUCGACUCCAAAGACAAAAUCUGGACGCAAGAAAUGCUGCUGCAGGUGACCGACCAAUCCAUCAAACUGCUUGACUGCGAGACCAAGGAGGAGCUUGAGAACUUUCCUCUGUGUACAGUCCAUCACUGUCAGUCACUGCUGAAUCAGACGCGAUACCCCUCCGUCCUGCUGCUCAUCUGUCAAGACAAUGAACAGCACAAACCAGACAUUCACUUCUUUUACUGCGACGAGGUGGAGGCAGAGAUGGUGCACGCUGACAUUGAUAGUGCUCUGGGAGACAACAAACGUGGCAAGAAGACGCGACCACAGACGCUAAAGAUGAACCAAGAAAAGAUGAAACGCCAUCGAGAAACCAUCAUCCCGCCGUCUGAGAUUAAAAGUCCUGGCCCCGGGGGCAAAGGUCGUGUGGCAGCUACAAACAUGAAAGAUGAUUUAUUGCCACAGGAUCCUGAUUCCAGUUUGAAACUCACUCAGCGCAUUGAGAAGGACGUGCAAAUCCUGAACUGUGCUUUGGAUGACAUCGAGAUCUUUGUGGCGCGUCUUAAUAAAGCAGCAGAAGCUUUCACUCAACUCAACCAGCGUAACAGGAGCAAGAAAAACAAGAAGAGAGGACCAGCAGAGGGGAUGUUAACUCUACGAGCCAAGCCUCCAUCAGAAGGCGAGUUUAUUGACUGUAUUCAGAAGCUGAAACUCUCUUUCAACCUGCUGGCCAAACUGAAGAAGCACAUUCAGAACCCCACGGCUUCAGAGCUUGUACACUUCCUGUUUGGACCCCUUGAACUGAUCCUGCAGAGUUGUGGCAGUCCAGAGCUGCCGCGUGCAGUCAUCUCUCCUCAUCUGUCCCGAGACUCGGUGGACUUCCUGCGAGGAAAUCUGACUCCUAAAGAGGCGACCAUAUUUGAGCUGCUUGGAGAGGGAUGGACACGACCCAGAGCUGAUUGGCCGAAAGAUCAGUGCGCUCCUCUCUACGUCCCGAAGUUCCGGAACGGCUGGGAGCCGCCGGUGGAACUCUUUCGCACGUCACCAUGGGAGACGGAGAGCGCGGGGCUGCCGAAGUCCCCAAUGCAGUCAGAAUACAGGAAAGAAGAGUUCUUUGGAUCACAGUCAUCGCUCUCGUCAAACGGUUCUUACUCGUCGUCUCCUGCUGCUCGCAAGUAUGCAAAGAUCCGCUACCACUUUGUUGCACGCAACGCCAACGAGCUGUCAGUGCUACAGGAUGAAAUUCUGGAGGUGUUGGAGGAUGAUAAACAGUGGUGGAAGUUGCGGAACAGAAGCGGUCAGGCAGGUUACGUGCCCUAUAACAUCCUGGAUGUUGUGAAACUAGAGGAUCCUCAAGCCAUGAAUGACCCUCCCUACAAUCCGCUAUACAGAGGACAGUCGCCCUCCGGUUCACUGGGCAGUGACAAAGACCUCUCAGGUGGCCACACUCACCAGAUGGAUAAAGUCAAUGAUGAGCUGCUAAUGUUGCUCACCAGCAACAAGAUUAAUCCGCCCACGAGGAACUUCAAGGUGGAGCGUCAGUCCAGCUCCGCUGUCCCUCUGGCCUUCAACUCCAGUCCUGCCCAGGUCACCGGCUGGCUCAAUGCAAAGGGCUUCUCAAAACCCACGGUGGAUCGUCUGGGCAUUCUGACAGGAGCUCAGCUCUUCUCUCUGAAUAAAGAUCAUCUGAAGGCUGUGUGUGGAGAUGAGGGCUCACGAGUCUUCAGUCAGAUCACUGUACAGAAAGCAGAACUAGAGAAGAGUCAAGGAGACUCUGAAUUGCAGGAAAUCAUGAAGAAACGGCAAGAGAAAAUCGAAUCUGCCGCCGACUGAGCGCGCUCACAAGGAUUGGUGUUUUUUUUUCCUGUUGUUAUUAUUAUUAUUAUUAUUAUUAUUAUUAGUGUAUGUACGGACCUUGUCUUAAUUUAUCCACAGAAAUUGUUGUAUGUUGUUCAUGCUAAAAAACACUUGCAACUUUAUUAACUCUUUAAUAGCAUGAAAACAAUGUAUGGGUGAAUCUCUCGAAAACAUAUCCAGGUCAUCUCAGCCAAAAAUAAAUAAAUACAAAAGUAAUUUGCAUGUGCACAUUAUUUUCAUUGCAAGAAAUCAUGACAUGGGGAAAUGUGCUGGAAAUGGCACAAUGCAAACAAAACGAAUGGUCUUAAAUAUAGGCUUCCGUUUUCUGUAAGUUAAAUAUAAUUGAACUUCUUUUUUCCUUUUGACAUUUAGGGUGAAGUAUGAUCUGGACAUGUUCUUGACAGGUUCAGAAACGUUCACAAGACUGUUGUUUAGGGGUUUGAUGUAUGAUUUAGUCUCUUUUCAAAAGCACCCCGUCAAGCUGCAUUUGUAAAUAACGUGCUGAAUCUAGACUUUACCUGCAUGUUCUAAUGCUGAUAAUUAUUAAUGAAUGACAUGAGAAGAGUAAAUGUAUCUAUUAGAUUUAUGUGCAUCUUUUCUCUCAAGUUGUACUGAAUAUUAGUUUUUAUUGUUUUAUAAAGAGCACACUGCAAACAACAACAAAACAAUCAUUUUUGAAUGUGUAUUUUAGUCAUGUUUCCAGUCAAACUUAUAAUUAAAAUAGGAUAAAUUGACUUGAGAAGCCAAAUUAAGAUAUUAAGAUUUUUUUAAACCUCACUGAUUUGUCAAACGCAUGCUUAACAAAUGGCCUAAAAAUAAACUUGAUUCAAGAUAUAUUCUCUUAAAACACGUCUUAUUGUUUGCAAUUGAAUUUAUCGUUUUAAUGAUGCAUUUUAUUGGCAAACAUGACAAAAACACACACAAAAAUAUAUAUUUUUUUGCAGUAAAUUUAUGGACUAUAUGUAUUUUUGUUGGAAGCAAAAUAUCAGCACACUUUCAUGUACAUUUAGAACAGAGAUACUUAAAAAAAAAAAAAAAAGAA